GGCGGAGACACACCGUGACCGACAGCACCAGCACUUUUGUUGAUGAGGGAUAAAGCCUGCUCUGCUUUUCAUUCAACUCAACGUCGCAGUUGAUCAUUUACUGUUAAUAAUAACCGCUUCGAAUGCAACUUUGUUGCCAGUUGAGUUACUUUAGUUCUCGUACGAGACUCUCGACCGAGGAGACACACAAAGCUGGCAGGUACCACCGGAGAUUUUGGAGAUUUAAAAAAAAAAGAAACGAGUAGUCUCUGCUGCAGCCAAGUUGCAUGCAAAAUAACGGUUUUCCUCUGAGGCUCCGGGUCUACUCCGCUCCUCACAGGGGGCAGCGUCACUUCGCAUUCGAGGACAACGAUAUGAACAGGAGAAACUGAGGACCGGCAGCUCAAACGUUGUGACACUGCUCUGACAUCUGUAAACAGGCCCUGAGAUUUGUAUGGGUCAUUCUUGUCCGCCAAAGGAAUGAUUGACCUACUAACAUUACUCCAAGAGUUCAUUGAUGAUUUGCCCAAAAGGUCACAAAAGAAGCCAGAACAUCCAAAGCAAUGCAGACCACACUUGCCUCAUCUAAGCAGAUCUCCCCUGACGGACUGAACAAACGUCUUGACUCCAGCAGAGCUACUGCUGUCCUCAGCCUGCUUGUGGUCUGAGGGGACUCACAUCAAAGCUCUCCAUUCUUGGUUUUGCUUCAUUGCUGUGCUUCAUUAGAACUGAGAUCUAUCCAAGCUUCAGCCAACUGUGCACAUGGAGGAGUAUGACAUUCGCUCUGCUGCCAGCAUCCUGGCCUCGGUGAAGGAGCAGGAGGAGCGUUUUGAGCAGCUAACCCGAGCCCUGGAGGAGGAGCGCCGCAACGUCACCCUGCAGCUUGAGCGGGCCAUUCUGCCACCUAACCCCUCCAUCAACCAACCACUAGCAUGGCAACAAGUGGUAAUGCAGGAGCAGAGCCCCAGUAACGCCACAUCCCUGGCUAUGAUGCAGGAGCCACAGGAGGUGGUGGAGGAGACGGUCACCAUAGAGGAGGACCCCGGCACGCCCACCUCCCACGUUUCGGUGGUCACCUCCGACGAUGGAACCACGCGGCGCACAGAGACCAAGGAUAUGUCAACCAAUGUGAAGGUGACUAAGAUGGUGAAGACGGUGACCACCAGAACAGUGCGUCAGGUACCUCUGGGUCCAGAUGGCUUACCCCUGCCUGAAGGCUCGUCCCCUCUGAGCAGCUACACUGAUUCCAUCGACCGUCGGUACAUGAAGAACGGAGGUGAACGCUUCAUCACACCCCAAGCAACCUCUACCCUGACACGCGCCUACAACAACUCCUACACUGACUCAUACGGCGAGACACCAGAGAGCCAGUACAUCCGUCACUACGGCCUGCAUGAUGGCUACACAGAUUUGACGGACAACUACGGCAGUCUGUCGCGUGGCAUCAACUUCCGGCCGCCGCGCUACCCCUACAUACCCAACAGUUACCGUCCAGAGAACAGCUACACACUGCCUAUUCGCAAGGACGACUAUGGCCAUGUGGCGCAGCCCCAGGUGCCCAUGGGGAGCAGCACAGUGGAUCUGAACCGCUCGCAACCGGAGCGAUUCCAACCUGAGCCAUACGGCUUAGAAGAUGAUCGUCGCAGCUUGGGCCAUGAAGAAGAGGAGCCGUAUGAGCUGGAACCCGACUACUCCACUGCCAACCGCAGAACCCUGCCAGGGGCCAACCGUGGCCGCACUCUCAGAGAACCUCUUCGCGAUGUGCACAGGGUCAGAGGGUACCCAGAUGACCCCAUUGAGGCAGAGCUGAUUGAUGAGCGCCACCCUUACAUCCAUGGUAUGUAUUCAGCACCACUUGCUCAGCCUGAGAGAGGGAGCAUGGCCAGUCUGGACCGAAUGGCUGGCCGACGUUCACCUUCCAUCGACAGCAUUCGCAAGGACCCCCGCUGGCGUGACCCCGAUCUCCCUGAGGUUAUUGCCAUGCUGGGUCACCCAAUCGACCCGGUGAAGUCCAACGCUGCUGCCUACCUGCAGCACCUCUGCUAUGAGAAUGACAAGAUUAAGAAGGACGUGCGCCAGCUGAAGGGAAUUCCUGUUCUGGUUGGGCUUUUGGAUCACCCCAAAGCUGAAGUCCACCGCAAAGCUUGCGGUGCUCUUCGGAACAUCUCUUAUGGGAAGGACAAUGAGAACAAGGUAGCCAUCAAGAACUGUGAUGGUAUUCCGGCCCUUAUCCGUCUGCUAAGGAAGACCAACGACAUGGAGGUUCGAGAACUCAUCACUGGUACUCUGUGGAAUCUGUCAUCCUAUGAGCCCCUGAAGAUGGUGAUCAUCAACCAUGGGCUGCAGACCAUGACCAAUGAGGUAAUAAUCCCCCACUCGGGUUGGGAGCACGAACCCAACGAGGAUUCGAAGCCCCGUGAUGCAGAGUGGACCACUGUGUUCAAGAACACAUCUGGCUGCCUCAGAAACGUGAGCUCAGACGGGGCAGAGGCUCGACGCAGACUGAGAGAAUGCGAGGGACUGGUUGACGCUCUGCUGCAUGCUCUGCAGUCCGCUGUAGGGAAGAAAGACAUGGACAACAAGUCUGUUGAAAACUGCGUUUGCAUUAUGAGGAACCUUUCCUAUCACGUGCACAAAGAGGUGCCGGGAGCUGAGAGAUUCCAGGACCCAUCGGCUCUUCAGCCUCCCGGAUCUGUGGGACCACAAAGGAAAAAGAAGGAUGACGCUGGCUGCUUCGGAGGAAAGAAGGCCAAAGAGGAAUGGUUUAAUCAAGGCAGAAAGAAUGGUGAAAACGACAAAAACUACGACACAUUGGAUCUACCUAAACGUACAGAGCCUUCCAAAGGCUUUGAGCUGCUGUACCAGCCUGAAGUGGUGAGGCUCUACCUGUCUCUGCUGACGGAGAGCCAGAACUACAAUACCCUUGAGGCAGCUGCAGGGGCUCUGCAGAACCUCAGCGCUGGACAGUGGACUUGGUCCAACUACAUUCGAGCCACGGUGCGGAAGGAGAAAGGUCUCCCAAUCCUGGUGGAGCUGCUGCGUUCCGACUCUGACAAGGUGGUCCGAGCUGUGGCCAUUGCUCUGCGCAACCUUUCUAUUGACCGACGCAACAAGGAUCUGAUUGGAAGUUACGCCAUGCGGGACCUUGUGAGCAACCUGCCCAGCGGUCAGCAGCGACCAGCUAAGAACCUGGAGGAGGACACCGUGGUCGCAAUCCUCAACACAAUUCACGAGAUUGUGACGGACAGCUCCGAAAACGCUCGGUCCCUUAUCCAGGCCCAGGCCAUCGAGAAGCUGGUUGCCAUUAACCGGACCAGCCAAUCAGCUCGUGAAACAAAGGCAGCAUCCCACGUACUGCAGACGGUGUGGAGCUACAAGGAGCUGAGGAACACUUUGACUAAGGAUGGUUGGAACAAGAGCCACUUCCAGCCUGCUGUGACGGCCACCCCAAAAGCCACCAAGAAUGGCAAACCAGGUUAUGACGACACCACUCUGCCGCUGAUGGAGAAGAACCAAGAUGGUUACUCCACCAUUGACCAGAGGGACAAGGACUGCAAAUACAAAACAGAUGACAGUUUGGCGGACCUGACAGAACGGGAACCAUUAAAGAAUGAUACAAAUAGGAAACACUAUAUUAGGAGUAACAGGCCUGCGGUCAGUCUGGUGGACGCUUGUGAUGUUAAGCCUCAGCCUGUUGACUCCUGGGUCUAAGUGCAUGCAUGGCUUCAGGCUUAACACAGCAAUAGUGCGACAUCCCCAACUACAAGAGGAUCUCUCAUAUCGCCACUGCCAUUUCACGGGAGCUCAUCUUUGGAGUGGGACUUUUUACAGAAUAGAGGAUUUCAAAAAAAUGUGGCCACAACCGAGACUACCCAGCAGCAGUCAUGUUUUUCAGAGAAAACAAUUUUUCAUUUUUAAAAAGAGUAACGACACUUCCUACUCAGUCAUAUCUACAUUCCUCGGCAUCAUGUGAAUUUCACAAUGUUGACUCUUGCUCUGAGAGUAAAUUUGAGUAAGGCUGGCGGGAACGCAAUGUGCAGAAGAGGCAAAGUAAAGCAGCAUAGAAGGAAAAGGAACGUGCACUGAAAGGAUACCUGCUGGGAAGGAAAUGGGAAAUGGAUGCUCCAUUCUUAAUUUCAGAUUUCCUGUGUGGUUUCGGGAGUUUUGAUGAAUUUUGAUUUGUUUGAUUUUGGUAUGUUGUUUUGAAGACAGAGGGAAGAGAAAAACAAAGGUAGAGAACCAAGCCUGAGAAGAGCUGUAGCAUCAUAGAGAAACCAGUAAAGAGCCUGUUUUCAUGAACUAAAAUCCAUCUGGGUUCACUGUGUUAUUUUUUAAUACAAAAAAAAAUGGCACUGCUUUUACAUCAGGAGUGUGAAUCAGGUGAUCAGUUUCUGGGUUUUGUAGUUAGGAACCUGCAAGUUGGGAUCUGGAGAAAGGCAAGUGACAUUCUGAGUUAGCGUGGCGUUUCAUCUUCACACGACAUCACAGGAGGAAGCUCUAAUGGUUACAAAAACAAAAUCAGAAGAGAUUUACGGUUUCCUUCAUCCUGUAUGAGCCAAACAGCUUCACUCACAGAACCGCCAUUUCUCGUAUGAACUCUCAGGUUGUGCAGCGUUGCGGCAUCGCGAGUUUCCUGGUGGGUCGCUGUUUGUCAGUGUUGUGUGCUGAAGAGGAUUCAAGGCAUUAUGUUUUUAAAUUAUCUGUAUUUCUGAGGAGAGCAGACUGUAAAAAAGGAUUGUUCUAAAAGCAUUUUUGUUGGGUUUUAUAUAAAUGUACAUUAGAGUAAAACACAAAAAUUGAAAAAUAAAAAAAAUUGCCAUAUAAGAAAAAUUGCAUUUCUUACCUGUAUCACCUUGCUUGGAAAGCACAUUUCAUUUGAUGAAGGCUCACUGUUGUUCGUAAACAAGAAAUAACCGUGUGUCAAAUGUCGUCAAGCCACACCGGCAGUCACCUAUUUAUAUUUUGUAUUUGUGGAAAAGGUUACAGAAAGGAAAACGUAUAUGUUUUGUUGCAAAAGGAUCCAUGUUUUGUGGCAGAAGAGAUGAUUUUUAAUUUAAAAAAUAUAUAUAUAUAAAUAUAUAUCUUCCUCAUGCGUUUGGAUGUGAUUCGAUUACCACCACCCCACCUUCUCUGCUACAUGUUAGAGGAAAUGAUCCAGUAGUGAGCAUGACGAUCUUUAUAUUGUAUUCUUUUCUUUUCAAGUGCCAGUUUUUCUUUGUGGAGUCAUUUGGAUGUUACCUAAUCCACUCGUGCAAGAAGAGAGUUGGUCUAUGGCUGAAGACAAAAGGACAGUGCUGCACGACAGUGUGUAAAUUAAAGAUGGGUCUUAUAGUAUAUAUAUUUUUUACAGUUGAGAUGCAGAAUCAUGUUGCCAUUACAGAGAAUCGAACCUGAUCUGGUGUCAUGCGUCUCUCACUCAAGGCAAACGGCAUGUGCCUGUGUUCGAGUCUGAUUUUAUUUUUAUUUUUGUUCGUGACGUAUGUGACUUUGUAAAGCUUGCAUAUUUUACACAGUGUUUACAAAGGUGUAUGUUGUGGUAAAAAAAUCAAUGAACUAUUAAAAGAACUGUUCCUGUGUAUUAAAACCCAGAUUUCUAAAAACAACAACUACAAAAAAGUCAUCAUAACCCAAACAACCCUCGUGUGUGUCCUCAGACGUGUGUGCUUUUCAUUAGACAAAGACCCACAUGACUGUCUCCUUCUUAAAUGCACUACCACAACCAAAGGAUCGGGAGUUGAACUCAUCAUUUUUAAAGUAAUAAAGGGCUCUUGGUUGUGUUAAUGUGCAGCCCGUUGUGCAUUUACAUAACAUAGAGCCACACGACUGUGCUGUAAAAUCCACGGACACGCAUGGAAUCAAACAAACCUACCUGUGUAGAUACAACAGAUUCAAGACCGUGCAACUAAAGUAACUGAGUAGCAGACGUGUUUGUACCUAUCAUGUGCCUUAAUCUUUUCCAUGCUAGUUAAAGAUGACUGUGUUUUAUAUAACUCCAUUUCACAUCUUCCCUUUCAUUCCCUGUGUCAGCCCCCCACCCCGCCAUUCAGCUCAUCAUUUCAUCCAUCCAGGCCCCUCUACCCUGACUUGCACCUCACUGUCCCCCUCCUAAGUAGGUUUGACUGUUGGCGGGUUGCUGCCUUGUAUUACAUUGUACUAUAAACUUUUAAUGAGUUAGAGAGCAUAUGACAAAUGGAUUUGAUUUCCUAGAGAAGUAAAGCCGUUGGAGCUUUCGUAGUGAGCAGAAGCGAUGCCACAGUGACAGAAUGUAUUAUGUUAAUUUUACUAAUACCCAGAGGCAAAUAUUACGCUUGUUAAACAUAAUGGAAAAAUACUGGUUUGUAGAGUAUAAAUUUGGUGUGUUUUCAAUAAAUCAUGCCUGGAAAUUAA
This is a messenger RNA of Girardinichthys multiradiatus, 6366 nucleotides long. It is a transcript of the gene arvcfb, whose product is annotated as ARVCF delta catenin family member b. Gene Ontology annotation, cellular component: nucleus; cytoplasm; plasma membrane. Gene Ontology annotation, molecular function: cadherin binding. The record is from RefSeq and is a predicted model, not a curated record. Gene Ontology annotation, biological process: cell-cell junction assembly; cell-cell adhesion. NCBI's taxonomy places the organism in Eukaryota, Metazoa, Chordata, Actinopteri, Cyprinodontiformes, Goodeidae. Bases 742 to 3690 code for a protein of 982 amino acids. The transcript is spliced from 23 exons.